CCCAAAUUCGAACUGUGUUCAUCUCCCGCCCUUGCCCUUAUUGACACCAUUCUCCGGCGAAAUCGAGUUGCAUAAUUUGAUUGAGAAUUGUAAUCAUGGCAAAGCAUCUCAUUCAGAGGCCUCUAAUCUUUCAAGAUGAAAACUCGGACAUAGACUUCAAAAAGGGUGUGAUAACUGGGAAAUCAAAGAGUGGUAAACCAGAAGCUGUUAAGAAAGGUACUACAGGGCUUAAAAGUCGUAAUGCCCUCAAUGACAUCACGAACAAAUCAACUGCCCUUCCUGAAGAAGCAGCAAAGAAAAAAAGUUCACAGAAGGAGGUUAAAGUUCCAAGUGAGCUUAACAUAGCAGAGGAGACAUUUCAACAUGAUCACAAAAAAUGUGUCGAGGCACAAAAAUCAGGAAUGACUCGAAAUCAUUUCAUGGAUUUGGUUCUGCCUGGUUGUGAUUCAGCUUCUCCAAUUGACAUCCCAAAAACAGAGAUGGGAAUGGAUGGUAAAGGAAUCGACAAUCCACACUGCUACCCUGUCCCAGAAGAAUUGCCUAUGUCAGAGUUCUCUUGGUUGAGAUCUUUAUGGGAUCCAUCUUCUCCAAAGAAGAGGGAUUCUCCACCCUCCUCUCCUUUCGAAUGGGCAUUUGAGCCAGUUGAAUUUACGCUCAAGGAAGAAAAAGGUUGCUGAAAAAUGGCCAGUGACAGUGAGCUACUCUAUUUGGUCAAUGACAUAUUAGGUAAUUAACAAUUCUAAAUUUGGCACUAGUGAUCCAACUGUUGUGAAGUAUAUUUAAUCUUUCAGCUUUUCACCAACUGUCUGAAAUUAGUUUGGGUUAAUGCAAGGGAAUUGAUUAUAUGCUUGGGGGUUGUAAGUUUGUAAUCAGAAAUGACAUUUUACUAGUAGUGUGUGAAUUCAUGAUUAUUUGUUCUGGUUUGUACCUAAUGCAUGAACCUUUUUGUGUUCACCGCAUGGUCCGGGGAAGCCCAAGGUGGGUGUAAUGCAGGCAACCUACGUUAUCAAAGCAUUGGUGAUUGAUUCCACGACUAAUUAUACAUGAAUUAAUUCUACAGA
Messenger RNA from Solanum dulcamara, 1061 nucleotides. RefSeq names its product protein PATRONUS 2-like. The record is from RefSeq and is a predicted model, not a curated record. Lineage: Eukaryota; Viridiplantae; Streptophyta; Magnoliopsida; Solanales; Solanaceae. Gene Ontology annotation, biological process: regulation of mitotic cell cycle. The coding region runs from base 96 to 677 and encodes 193 amino acids. The transcript has 5 exons.